AUGGUGCGAUAUUCGAAAAUUUCGGCCGCGGCGGCAGCUUUGCUGCUCCCCUAUACCUCGGCACAAUUCGUACCCGCCCCCACCGACUUGAUCACAAAGAAGGGACAUGCUGGAAUCAACGUGCGAUACAAAGAAGUCCCGGCUGGAAUCUGUGAGCAGGAUCCAAAUGUCAAGAGCUACUCGGGCUACGCAGAUGUUGGUGAAAACGAGCAUAUUUUCUGGUGGUUCUUUGAGGCAAGAAACCAAGACCCGGAAAAGGCACCACUGACUGUUUGGAUCAAUGGAGGACCCGGGUCUUCCUCCAUGAUUGGAUUGUUCCAAGAACUCGGACCGUGCGGAGUGGAUUACGAUGGGAAUGUGUACAAUAACCCUUACUCGUGGUCCAACGCGAGCAAUAUGCUCUUCAUCGAUCAGCCAACCACAGUCGGACUGUCCUACUCAAUUCCCGUUCCAGCGUACCAAGAUAGCGACGGCAACAUCAUUCAAUUGCCUGACGAAACAUGCCCCGAUUACGCCGAGGAGGUUGGCACAUGCGGCACAUACUCUAAAUCGGACAUUAGCCUCGUUCCCAACACAACACAGGGAGCAGCCCCGAACAUGUGGAAGACUCUGCAAGGGUUCAUGGGCGCAUUCCCAAAGUACUCACGCAACGGCUUCUCGUUCACCACCGAGAGUUACGGUGGCCACUACGGCCCAGUGUUCAACGAAUACUUCCUCGAGCAAAACGCCAAGAAGAUUCAUGGCGCAAUCGACAUCGAACUUGAAAACGUACUGAUCGGAAACGGCUGGUUCGAUCCUCUAAUCCAAUACCAAGCGUACUACAACUUCUCUGUUUCCCCCGGAAACACCUACGACUAUGACCCAUACAACGCAUCCGUCAAAGCGGAAUGGUACAACAACCUCUACGGCGAGGGCAACUGCGUCGACCAGACGAAAGCGUGCUAUGCAACCGGCCGCAACGACAUCUGCUCGACGGCCGACAACUUCUGCGCGAACAAGGUCGAAUUCCUGUUCGAUAUCUACUCCGGCCGCGACGAGUACGACUCGCGCGAGCUGACCCCCGAUCCGUUCCCAUACGAGUUCUACGUGGACUACCUCAACAGCCCGACGGUCCAGGCUGCGAUUGGGGCGUAUCAGAAUUUCUCCGAGUAUUCGUAUACGGUUGGGAAUGCGUUCGCGAGUACUGGUGACGAUGACCGCGAGUCCCAGACUAUCGAGGAUGUGCAGAAGCUGUUGAAGGCGGGCGUACAGGUGAUUAUGUAUUUCGGCGAUGCUGACUACAACUGCAACUGGAUGGGUGGACAAGUUGUCGCAGAGGAAAUCAACGCCCCAGGUUACAAAUACGCUGGAUUCGUCAACAUCACGACCUCGGACGGGGUGGUGCACGGGCAGGUCCGUCAAAGCGAUUUAUACAGCUUUGUGCGCAUCUACGAAUCCGGCCACGAAGUGCCUUUCUACCAGCCUCUGGCUGCGCUGGAGCUGUUUGAACGAGCGCUCGCAAGAAAGGAUAUCGCGACUGGCAAGCAUGCUGUGACUGUGCAUGGCGGGUAUAAGACCGUUGGAACGCCUACGAGUGACUACCGGGAGGGAAAUAGCACGGUCGUGCUGGAAGUGCUGCCGGACGAUGCUACUUACAAUACGACCUUGAAUGGACCGAACCCGUCGACUGAAUCGAAAGUGCGGAGGGAGAUCUUGCAGGGCAGGUCUGAGAAGAAGCUGAAGAAUCUUCGCAAGGUACGACGGUCGAUGGGUGGAAGGCGCCUGGUAUAA
Molecule: messenger RNA, 1770 nt
Organism: Penicillium canariense
Lineage: Eukaryota; Fungi; Ascomycota; Eurotiomycetes; Eurotiales; Aspergillaceae
Exons: 6
Coding region: 1-1770 (589 amino acids)
Biological process (GO): proteolysis
Cellular component (GO): fungal-type vacuole
Molecular function (GO): serine-type carboxypeptidase activity
Source: RefSeq, a predicted model, not a curated record